AUGGCAAGUGAAACAACUGCAUGCGGCAUUUGCGAUUCCUUGCAUAUAAGUAAACCUUCAACAGCAUGGUGUUUUGAAUGUAAUGAAGGACUCUGUGAGGAAUGUAAAGAACACCAUGCCCUGAACAAAGCUUCGAAAUAUCAUGGAAUUAUACAGGUUAACGAAUUUCAAAAGUUAUCUUUAAGUGUCCUUCAAAAUGCAGCAUCCUGCAAAUUACAUGGUGAAAGAUAUCAAGUUUAUUGUCAUAAACACGAAUGUUCUUGUUGUACAAAGUGUCUUAUAGGGGACCAUAUGAACUGUACAGAUCUGACGGAUAUAAACGAUGUCGUUUGCAAAAUAAAAUCAUCAAACAUGAUGUUAGAAAUCGAAAAUUCUUUGCAAGAACUUUCUAAACAUUUAAAAAUGAUUCAAAAGAAUCGUAGAGGAAAUUUGUCAUCUUUCACGCUAUAUAGACAGAAUAUUGAGAAGAAAAUUCAGAUAUCUAGACAUACAAUUAAUAAACAUCUUGAUUGUCUUGAAAGUGAAUUAUUAAAGGAACUAACAAAAAUUGAAAAUGAAGAAAGAAAAAAAAUUAGCCAAAUUUUGGCAUCUGUAGAGCGGAAAGAAAAGGAGAUAGAUGAACUUCAAACGAGCUUUUCAAUAACAAAGCAGCAUGCAUCCGACCUACAAACUUUCCUUGUCAGUAAACAGAUUGAACAUGAAUUGAUUGAAACCGACAGUAGCAUACACUCUAUGCAGGAAUACAAUGAACUAUCAGAUGUCAUCAUCUCUUUACAAUCUGACGAAAUAGUAGAAGGUGUAAACAGAAAUAUUAGUAAAAUUGGAGAACUCGUUGCGCAUACUAGUCCAUGUGACAUGUUAUUAGUGAGACAGAAAAGUAAACAGGCACAGGCCAAUGUGACUGCUGUUAUCAGACGCAGACCUGUCCAUCAAUAUGAAACGGUGGAACUUGAAAAUGAUUCUUGUUUUAUUGUCACGGUGAAACCUGGGAAAGAUGCCAUGAAAUUUGGAUUAAAUGGGCAAUACAGACUGCGGAUUACACCAAGUGGUUUUAUAUUAGAAGACAUUGAGAACAUGAUUUCCAAAUGUUAUUGGCCAUAUAAAGUAGUGCGAAACUAUGCGAAAUUUAAGACCGGAAAAGAAUUUGAAAUCACUGUAGGGAGAAAGAAUAUUUUAGGUGUUGGUACUGUCUUGUUUUCGUGUUGUUCAAGAGAUGACCUAGAUGAAAUGUUCCGCCUCUUACCUGGGAUAAAUCCAUGAAUGUUUAUAUUCAGGUUCCAGCUGCUUUAACCCAUUAUCAUAAAAAGGAUGCGUUCUGCAGUCAAACAUCAAUUUAAAAAGGAAAGGAUUAAAAUACAAAACAA
Molecule: messenger RNA, 1364 nt
Organism: Mytilus trossulus (common blue mussel)
Lineage: Eukaryota; Metazoa; Mollusca; Bivalvia; Mytilida; Mytilidae
Exons: 2
Coding region: 1-1260 (419 amino acids)
Molecular function (GO): zinc ion binding
Source: RefSeq, a predicted model, not a curated record